AGUGUCCAAGACUGGGACACAGAGUAAACAGGGGACACAGAGUGGAAGAGGCGACUCCUGUGGUUCUGAGCAAGAGCCGUCUGUGGGAUUGGAUAUUUAUUUAGUCAGUAUGCUGAACACUCUUGUUAUCACUGCCAGUUUCCCUGUAUAGAGACUCAGUUCCUUUCCUGUUGAACUGGAUGGGCUGCAUAGUUAAAUUGAUGUAAGAGCUUUGUUUAGGAUUCUGAAAUGACAGAGAAGUGUCACUCAUUGUGUCCUAAGAAACAAGUCAGUCAUUGCUGUCAGGGUUGGGCCUAGUUCCAGGCUUACAUUUGCGAUGGCGCCCCCCCAGGCCAGUGUGAGCAGCUGGAGCUGCAAGCAGGUGGCCCGGUGGCUGAGAGAGGAGGGCUUCACAGUGUACGUAGAGCUGCUGUGCACUCAACACCGUCUAGACGGCACCAGCCUGCUGGCCCUGACCGAGGCUGACCUUCGCGGGCCACCUCUGGGGCUCACCAUACUGGGGGACAUCAAACGGUUAGCCUUGGCCCUCCGCCGCCUCCAGAGACAGAACCAGGAGCUCCUGGAUGAACUGGGACUGCGGCCCAACGAUGGGGCUGGGGCUACCCUUGUGGUCGCAGGUGGGGGUACGUGGGGCUGCAACGGAGCUGACCAUUGGUGUAGUGGCGGUGAGCGGUUGUGGAAUGGGACUGAGCUGCGACUGAGGGAGUGUAAUGGGGUGGGGGCGGGGUCUGGAGGGGUGCUAGGUCAUAGCCACGCUAAUGGGAAGUGUCGUCAGAACCAUAAUCUGGGCCGUCUGGACCCAGAGCUCUGGAAAACGGUUAUCAGCUCUGUCUAUGUCAUGUUUGUGUUCGGUUUCACCUCCUUCGUCAUGGUCAUUGUGCACGAGCGUGUCCCGGAUAUGAGGACUUAUCCGCCUCUGCCGGACAUCUUCCUGGACAGUGUACCCAGAAUCCCUUGGGCUUUUGCAAUGGCAGAGGCAUGUGGUUUGAUUCUAUGCUACAUCUUCCUGUUGAUUUUGCUGCUCCAUAAACACAGGUCCAUUGUGUUCAGGCGUUUGUGCUCUCUAAUGGGGACCGUGUUUCUUCUGCGCUGUGUCACCAUGUUCGUCACCUCUCUCUCAGUACCAGGACAGCACCUUCAGUGUGCAAGCAAGAUGUAUGGUGAUUCCUGGGGUAAACUGCAGAGGGCAAUAGCAAUCUGGAGUGGCUUUGGAAUGACGCUGACCGGCGUCCACACCUGUGGUGACUACAUGUUCAGUGGGCACACUGUAGUUCUCACUAUACUCAACUUUUUUGUCACAGAGUAUACCCCUCGCAGCUGGAACCUGAUCCACACGAUCUCCUGGGUGUUGAACCUGUUUGGAAUCUUCUUCAUCCUGGCGGCCCAUGAGCACUACUCCAUCGACGUGUUCAUAGCCUUCUACAUCACCACCCGCCUCUUCCUGUACUACCACACACUGGCCAACACCCGGGCUUUCCAUCACAGCCGCCGCGCUCGCAUCUGGUUCCCCAUGUUCUCUUUCUUUGAGUGCAACGUCAACGGGCCUGUGCCCAACCAGUACCACUGGCCCUUCGACAAGCCUGAUUUCAUGAGGUCCCUGAUAGGAUAGAAUGGGGUCUAUUUUUAACCAGCUUGAACCAGAAAGUGUGCUUGUGUGCAUAUGUGUGUGUAUGAAAACCGUAGUCCCAAAUAUAAAACUCGCACAUGACAACUGUUUUAGGAGGUCUAUCGAGACUCGCCUCAACUGGGAUGCUGUUUAUACCUUUUAAACUCAAACACGCUGAUGUGUGGGGGUGGUUUCUGGUUAGAACAAUGAGAAGGGUUCAUGUACAGGGGACAAGGAGAUAUUUUCUUAGUUUUAAUGAAUGGUUGUCAUUUUAUUUAAUUGAUGUCAGUGGGUACUUUGACCUGAUCUGGUCAUGUUUAGGGUGAAAAGAGGAGAUGGGAUGGGUGGGUCAUUGUUACAUGUUACACCUUGUGUUGGCAAUCAUUGAUGCCCACAGAGUCUGGUUAAGUUCACUUUAACUCACUGUAUUGGUUUCACAGUUCACCCUCCCUGUGUAUGUGAGGAGAGCAGGUCUCCAAGUACCCUGUGGAGUGUGACUUGAUUGAGUUUGUUCACAUAACCACAGAAAUAACAAUUCACUAUGACAAGAUUUCCACCAUGACCAAACCCAAGGGAUGUAAACAAUUUUUUGUAAUGGUGUUCUAUUUUGCCAACGAUCUUUCAGUAUUACACACUUUACACGCUUUAAUUAACACAAUGGAACUGGGUGGUUUUGCUAUUUAUAAUUUGAUAGUUUUUUUGAUGAUGAUGAUGAUGAUGAUGAAAUAAUUAAUGUAAUUGUAAAGCAUGAAAUAAUUGAUGACAAGAAUGUCAGUUUACAGUAUGUUAUGUGCUAGAUGUAGCCAACCAAGAUGUGUGCAAAGGGCUUAGCUGUCUGUCAUGAGUAGAAUAUGCUCCAGUCAGCUUUUUACGCUAAGUAUUUGUUGUUUGUCUUAAUUUAUAGACUAUUUUGUUUUUAUAUGUUAAUAAUAAUUAAUAUGUAUUUGUUUGCAAUGCAAAAAAUAAAUAAUUGCCUUUUGGCUCAGCAAUAAAAGUUUACAAAUAACUGCCUAAA
Molecule: messenger RNA, 2621 nt
Organism: Osmerus eperlanus (European smelt)
Lineage: Eukaryota; Metazoa; Chordata; Actinopteri; Osmeriformes; Osmeridae
Product: sphingomyelin synthase-related protein 1-like
Exons: 6
Coding region: 317-1609 (430 amino acids)
Biological process (GO): ceramide biosynthetic process
Cellular component (GO): Golgi membrane; endoplasmic reticulum membrane; plasma membrane
Molecular function (GO): protein binding; ceramide cholinephosphotransferase activity; sphingomyelin synthase activity
Source: RefSeq, a predicted model, not a curated record